AUGUUCGUUAAGACAUUCGAGCUUAUACUUCUCCUUUCGGUGCUGUAUAUUCUAGUUGGGUCUGAAGAUGCGCUAACCAACCCAGAUGAAGACAGAUCGAUACAAAACUUCAAUAUAAUGAAACACCUGCCGGUAUUUUUUGAGUAUCUUGCGACAUAUUUCCUUGCAGACGAAGCACACGUUUUAGAAGAGGAUUAUGGGGAAGAGGCUGUCAUGGACAAAAUUGAUGAUGCCGAAGAAUAUACAUCGUUUCAGUACACGAAAUAUGAUCGCGUUGCUUUGACUCCUGAAGAAGUUGUUGAGCAAAUCUUGAAGGUCGAACACGAAUUGGAAGAAUAUAACGAUAACGGUGAAUUGUAG
Molecule: messenger RNA, 360 nt
Organism: Pieris macdunnoughi
Lineage: Eukaryota; Metazoa; Arthropoda; Insecta; Lepidoptera; Pieridae
Source: the annotation of a GenBank genome assembly